This is a messenger RNA of Dovyalis caffra, 1404 nucleotides long. NCBI's taxonomy places the organism in Eukaryota, Viridiplantae, Streptophyta, Magnoliopsida, Malpighiales, Salicaceae. The record is from the annotation of a GenBank genome assembly.
AUGGCAGCACCAGUGACGCAAGUCUCAGUUCCAACUGCUGAUGUUGUUGGUAAUGCUUUCGCUCAUCAGUACUACCAUAUCUUGCACCAAUCCCCAGAGCUUGUUCACCGAUUCUACCAGGAUUGUAGUAAGUUUGGACGUCCUGGAGAGCAUGGGGUCAUGAGUACCACAACCACCAUGAAUGCUAUUAAUGAGAAGAUACUUUCACUCGGGUAUGGUCAAGUCAGGGCAGAAAUUGUUACGGUUGAUUCACAAGAAUCUUACAAUGGAGGAGUUCUCGUCCUUGUGACUGGGUAUUUGAAUGGAAAUGACAAUUUGCGACAAAAAUUUACUCAGAGUUUCUUCCUGGCUCCUCAAGACAAAGGCUAUUUUGUGUUGAAUGAUGUGUUUCGAUAUGUUGAUGACACCCGACCUCAGAAUGGAAAUCAAGAACCUGCUGACAAUUUUGAAGCUUCACUUGCUUCUGACCAGGAUGCUCCCAAUCAGGAAAAUCACAUUUCUGAGCCAAUAGUUGCUUUGUCUGAGGAAGUCGCUGGGGAGGUGUACAAUCCCUCUGAAAUUGAGGAUGGUUCAGUUGAGGAAGAGGAAGAGGAAGAACCAGUGCCUGAGGUUGUUGAUGAAGUUCCUCUUGAGUCCCAGGUGGUGGCUGACUCCCCAGUUGUGGCCGAGUCUGUUGCUAAGAUUGAAGAAGUUCCAAAGAAGUCAUAUGCCUCCAUCGUGAAGGUUCUGAAGGAGAACGCUACACCUUUCUCAAGCCCUACCCCUACUCCUCUGAGGUAUGCACCAAAAAUCCAAGAACAAGCGGCUGCUGCAGUGUCUCAACCCCCAGCAGUCGAGGCACAUGUCUCCAUCUCUAAUACUAUCGAAAAUGGGAAUACCCAAGAGAGUGAAGAGGGUCCUUCUAUCUACGUGAAAGGUCUGCCUCUGGAUGCCACACCUUCCUUGCUCGAAAAUGAGUUCAAGAAGUUUGGACCUAUUAGGAAUAAUGGUAUUCAAGUUAGAUUCCAAAAGGGAUUUUGUUUUGGCUUUGUGGAGUUUGAAGUGGCAAGUGCUGUGCAAAGUGCAUUAGAGGUUUCCAUCUACUUUGCUAUGCUAUUGCUUGUGCUCUGGAACAAUAGGGGACGGUUUUCAUCUGGAUCGGGGGCUGGAUAUAGAAACGAAGGAAUGAGAGGACGUAAUAAUCUGGUGGGAGGAAAAGCUUAUCCCAGGGGUGAUUUUGGUAACAAGGCAGAGUUUGGAAACAGAGGCAGCAAUCGUGGUGGUGGAUAUUCAAACCGUGGAGGUGAUGGAUAUCGGAGGGCUGAUAAGAUGGGGAACAAUGGUGGUCGGGCAAACCGUGCUGGUGGUUUAGGUCUUAAUGGCACAGCCAAGACUACAACGCCAAGAGUAUCUGCUACUGCUUGA